AUGCAUCCGAGCGAAGUAAGGGUGUAUCUAGUACCAGCAGAAGAAUCAUCUCGCAACUACGACAGUUGGAUAUGCGGAGGUGCUAUUAUUCAUCCUUUCUUGGUGCUAACUUCGGCUGCCUGUAUAGAAGAUGUGGAGAAGGCUUACGUGAUAGCUGGCUAUCAUAAAUACGUCAAGCUAUCAGAUUUAGAUAAAAAUGAAUGCACUAAAAACAUGAAAAGAAAGAUUGUUGAUACUUAUGUACCUUUAUCGUACGAACUGGACUACAGUAAUAUAGAGAAGUGGUCCGCACUCGACAUAGCUGUGGUGAAAGUUGACAAACAGUAUCGCUUCGACGAUCAAAAUUUUACAAAAUACUGCUCUUAUCCACCUAAUAAAAUCGAUGUCAAUUUUGACAAGCAGAAUGAGAAACCUGGCACUCAAGCGAUUGUUCUGGGAUGGGGGCAUACAAGCAAAUGGCGAAUGGAAGAGGAUGAAAGAGACCAUAACGUUAAGGAACUUCUCUAUGGCCCAACAAUUAUAUAUCCAAAAAAUGAGUGCAAAAAGUAUUACAUAAAACCUAAUUUAUCUAAUAUCAUUGACAAAUAUAUGAUCUGUACCGAUGACUACGGUCUACUGUAUGAUUCUGGGGCUACUGAUUUAACUCACCAAUAUGUCCCUGAAUUAGAACAAAUGAAAUUGGAAUAUUUUACAGACUAUGAUGUGAAUUCUGAUGAUGCAAUCAUAGAUAACGUUAGUAAAACUAACCCUGAUGCAGAAAUUUUAGGAAGUAAACCAGGAAUAUGUCAGAAUGAUCACGGCGGUCCCUUGAUUUCCUGGAUAAACGGAACAGAAACAGUGCUUGGGGUAGCAUCCGUGUUUAGAGUAAACCAAAACUUAGAGUGUGUCCCGCCCUUUCUCUUCACGAGUACUUACCGCAAUAAGGAUUUAGUUAAGUGUCUUUUAAAUGACAAAGUCGACCCUAAUGGAUGUCUACAGUCACAAAAUGAAGAAAAUAAUAAAAUAUUAAGUCGUCGUAUGUACUGGAAUGAACAGCCCAAUUCGUCCCUGCGUUACCGCUACCGGCACCGCUCUGUGUCAUGGCAAUUGGCAAUGCCAAUAUGCGACCAAUGCGAUGCCAAUUUGGCAUCGCAUUGGUCGCGCAUACGUUUGUUUCCUCCACGCCACGCGCCGCGCGCCGCUACAGUGAUUCGCUCGGCAAGAAUCCCUCGCGUUGCCGCCGAGUGCGGUGUUUCGUGGCGUGAUUCAACAUUU
Molecule: messenger RNA, 1254 nt
Organism: Brenthis ino (lesser marbled fritillary)
Lineage: Eukaryota; Metazoa; Arthropoda; Insecta; Lepidoptera; Nymphalidae
Source: the annotation of a GenBank genome assembly